UGUAGGGUGCCGGGGAACACGAACCUAUUAGGAGAGGUUGCGGAGGAAAACUGCCUUCCUGCAGGAGGGGCGAGAGUCUUGACUCCAGGAAUAAAAGCUGUGCCACGCGGCCCUUGAUUAUUCUGGAAAAGGCCUCGAGCCGUGCAUAAGUGAAAGAACGAAGAACGCUGACUGUAUAGCCGAGGCUGGCCUUGCACCUCAUCCUCAUCCUCCCGUGUGCUGGGAUCACAGACGUGUGCCACCACCCCCAGUAUCUGUGCUGCUGGGGACUAAACCCGUGUGCAUGAUAGGCGCCCUUCUACCUGGUUUCCGUAUGCUGUCAUCUGCACACCUGAUCCCUACAAGUGUGCGACGUGCCCAGUCGUGGAUCUGCAGCUCUUCUCGUUCCUUCAUGGAUCUGAAGGCUCUUCUCUCUUCCUUGAAUGACUUUGCAUCCCUCUCAUUUGCUGAGAGCUGGGACAAUGUGGGAUUACUGGUGGAGCCAAGCCCGCCCCAUACUGUCAAUACACUCUUCCUGACCAAUGACCUCACGGAGGAGGUCAUGGAGGAGGCUCUGCAAAGGAAGGCAGACCUCAUUCUCUCCUACCAUCCACCUGUCUUCCGGCCCAUGAAACACAUAACUUGGAACACCUGGAAGGAGCGCCUCGUGAUCCGGGCUCUGGAGAACAGAAUCGCCAUCUAUUCUCCCCACACAGCCUAUGAUGCCGCACCCCAGGGAGUGAACAGCUGGUUGGCCAAAGGGCUUGGAACUUGCACUACCAGACCCAUCCACCCUUCCAAAGCUCCAAACUACCCCACAGAGGGAACUCACCGACUAGAGUUCAGUGCGAACCACAGCCAAGACCUGGACAAAGUCAUGUCUGCAGUGAAAGGGGUUGGAGGUGUCUCUGUCACCUCUUUUCCUGCCAGGUGUGAUGGUGAAGAGCAAACACGAAUCAGUCUGAAUUGUACUCAGAAGGCUUUGAUGCAGGUGCUGGCUUUUCUUUCUCAGGACAGUCAACUUUAUCAGAAAACUGAAAUUCUUUCAUUGGAGAAGCCUUUGCUGCUGCACACUGGAAUGGGCCGGUUGUGCACACUGGAUGAAUCUGUCUCCCUGGCAACAAUGAUAGAGCGAAUCAAAAGACACCUAAAGCUGUCUCAUCUUCGCUUAGCACUUGGAGUGGGAAGGACCUUAGAGUCUCCAAUCAAAGUUGUGGCCCUGUGUGCUGGUUCUGGGGGCAGUGUUCUACAAGGAGUGGAGGCCGACCUUUACCUCACAGGUGAGAUGUCCCACCAUGAUGUUCUGGAUGCUGCUUCCAAGGGGAUAAAUGUCAUCCUUUGUGAACACAGCAACACUGAAAGAGGCUUCCUCUCUGAUCUUCAAGAGAUGCUGGGUGUUCACUUGGAGAAUAAGAUUAAUAUUAUCCUGUCUGAGACAGACAGGGACCCUCUCCAUGUGGUUUAAAAUGCAAGGAUGCCAUGAUGACAGAAGCCACAGAUCACCUGGAUUCAGACAGGACUAUGCAGGAGUUGGUGCACCACCCUUCUGCAAAACUGUAAUGGACUUCUCAUUUCAGUUCACUAAUCUGGCUCAACAAAUGUCACAGCUCCUAAGGUAAAACUGUGUGUAGAGAGUACAUUAAAGGCAAUCCUUCCUGUAAUUUUUGUUUUGCUUUUUGGUGGUGCAGGGAUUAAACUGGACACUUCAUGUGUUUACCACUCUAGUUGGCAGCAUGAACUUAAAGAGAGUGGGGCCUAAAAAUGAGGUGAACUGAUGUCUCAUGUAAUAGUCAAAUUUAUUCAGAGCAUCAAUUUAUACUCUGAGGAUUAAGAGUCACCUGAGUAAAGGUACAAUCACAAGGACAAGCCUCAUGCAGCAAAAAUAUGGUUUCCAUAGAGGUAUAUGAACAAGAAUAGCCAACUGUGGUGAAUAAUCUAAAGUGAACUCACUCCUAUCUGCUUGCUCUGCCUGGGAAGGGCAUGAAAGCACAUCCCAAGAACAAUUUUGUGUUGUUGAAGAAACUCUUGGUUUCCUCACAAACACUCAGAAUUCCCCCCACAGGACUCUACUAUUCUUGGACUAUGUUCUAGCUCUAUGAAUGGAAGGCAAGUGUUCUACCACUGAGCUCCAAACUCCUAAUAAAUGGUGUUAAGUGUUCAAAAUAUGACUAUGAUUACUACCUAGCAUUUUCUGCAGUCACUGUACGAGCCAGACUGGGGGGAAAGGGGAGUCCUGGAGAGAUGGCUCACCAGUUAAGAGCACCGAGUGCUUUUCCAGAGGUCCUGAGUUCAGUUCCCAGCAACCACAUGUAAUGGGAUCCAAUGCCCUCUUCUAGUGUGUGUGAAGACAGCUACAGUGUACUAAUGUACAUUAAAUAAA
Molecule: messenger RNA, 2359 nt
Organism: Mastomys coucha (southern multimammate mouse)
Lineage: Eukaryota; Metazoa; Chordata; Mammalia; Rodentia; Muridae
Gene: Nif3l1
Product: NGG1 interacting factor 3 like 1
Exons: 8
Coding region: 284-1444 (386 amino acids)
Cellular component (GO): cytoplasm; mitochondrion
Source: RefSeq, a predicted model, not a curated record